This is a messenger RNA of Prorocentrum cordatum, 367 nucleotides long. Lineage: Eukaryota; Dinophyceae; Prorocentrales; Prorocentraceae. The record is from the annotation of a GenBank genome assembly.
GAGGACCGCGUCGGAGACGCGUACGUCGGUAACGACGAGGUGUCCCUCGACGUCGCGGACGCAAAUGACUGCGUCGACAUCGACGGUUCGCAGACGCACGCCGUCUCCCAGGCAUCUCGUGUCUUCGGUGGCGAGCGAAUGGUGGCAAACGAGCCUGUCCCAGGGCUGCGCGCCGCGCUGCGGGAGGUGGGCCUCGCCGCCCACGCCUGCGCCGCGGAGGCGUGGUGCCAGGAGCGGGGCGCCGCGUUCAUCUCAGAGCUGCUGGCGCACUUCGGGGACCUCAGUGUUGCGCUGGGCCACGCGGAGGGGCAGGGGGUGUAGAGUUCUGGACGCUUCGCGUCACCCCGCCAGCUCCUCCAGGAACGAU